Messenger RNA from Saccostrea cuccullata (small rock oyster), 2545 nucleotides. RefSeq lists its product as uncharacterized. The transcript is spliced from 8 exons. NCBI's taxonomy places the organism in Eukaryota, Metazoa, Mollusca, Bivalvia, Ostreida, Ostreidae. The annotation marks the transcript as partial. The record is from RefSeq and is a predicted model, not a curated record.
GUUGAUGACAUUCCAGAUAAAGUGAAAACAAAUGUAAUGACUCUAGUUUUCCUGGACCAGCUAAUAGCUUUAGCAAACCUUAAAGUGACCAGGGUUUGUCAAGUGGAAGGUUGCGGGGAGGAUGUAAACAUCGUUGUACAUCACGUUGGAUCGGCAUUGUAUUUGAAAUGGGUUUGUGCUAAAUCUCAUGAAGCUGAGAAAUGGUGCUCUCAACCUCUCUUAAACAGGGGUCUACAUGCUGGAGACUUGAUGAUCUCAGCUGCCAUUCUUUUUUCGGGAAACAAUUUCCGAAAAAUGGAACUCUUUGCUAGGUUUCUGAAGUUAAGAUUUCCAGGGCAAUCAACAUUCACAAGACUACAGAACAGAUACCUUGUGCCAGCUGUUGAUGAGCUCUGGAAAGCAAAACAGGCGGAGAUAAUGGAUGAGCUAACUGACAAAAACCUCAUUAUUCUUGGGGAUGGUAGAAUGGACAGUCCAGGACAUUGCGCCCAGUACUGUACCUACACUUGUAUGGAGGAUAAUAGCAAAAAAAUCAUCUCAGUAAAGACUCUUGACAAACGAGAAACCGAGGGGAAAAGUGGCAACCUUGAGAAGGCCGGGUUCCUUAGAUGCUUGCAAGAACUCCAGGACAAGGAUUUGGUUGUGACAGAGGUUGUUACAGAUGCACAUCUCCAGAUUGGUGCCCUUAUGCGGAAAGAUUAUCCAGAUAUAAAACAUAGCCACGACAUAUGGCAUGCUGCUAAAAAUCUGGGGAAAAAAUUAAUUUCGGCAGGACAGGAUAAAAGUUGCAGCGAGUUGCAGAAAUGGUCCAGGGACAUUGUCAACCAUUUUUGGUAUGUUUGCAAAACUGCAGGCAACAUGGAUGAAUUCAUGGGGAUGUGGGUUGGUGUUCUGCAUCACGUGGUGGAUGAGCAUGAGUGGUUACUGCCUUACAGUGAAAUAGGCGUGAGUGCAUGUGCUCACGAUCCUUUGUCGGAAGCAACAGGAGACAAAGUGUGGAUGACAAAGGGCAGCCCAGCUCAUGAAGCUUUAAGGAAAGUUAUCCUGGACAAGCGCUUCCUUAACAACAUACACUAUUACCUAAAUUUUAGAAGUACAGCUGAUCUAGAAAGCUACCACAACGUCAUAUUGAUGUAUUCUUCGAAAAGAUACUCAUACAGUCCACCUGUAUACCGGGCCAGAAAUCUACUAGCAGCCCUGGACUACAAUCAAAAUGUAGACAGAGAGCCCAUCAAAAAUAAAGAUGGAACUGUGAGACUACAGAGAACAUUCAACAAGAAGUCAGGCAGGUGGACCGUGUAUCCAGUCAAGGAAAAGAAGACCUAUGAACAUGUAGAAAUGUUGAUUGACUGGGUACUGGCUAGGAGAAUUGAGGACAAGGAAGGGUUCCACAGACAGCAGGACCUGGAGGAGGGAGAUCCUAGACGACUGUCCAAGUCUAUUGCUCCUGUGCCGCCACCACCAACUGCAGAACUUGCCAGGGAACAGAGAUCUCGAUUUGAGAAAUGAACUCUUAAUUUUGUGUAUUUGUACAUAUUGAUGAAGUACCUGGUAGUCUUAUGAAAGAUUGCAAAAUAAUGAAAUCAACAAUUUUAGAAUUCUUCAAUAUUCUGUUUUGUUUUAAAAUAGAUUCUUCUGGGAAUUAAUUUUCCUUUAAUUCCAGGCAAUGUUGAACUUAGGCCAUUUCAAUUUUUUACUCGUAAGCACCCACUUCAUUUCUUUAGUCGGUGUAUAUUAAAAGAAAGUAUAUAUAUAUUUGAAAUAUACCUCACCCUACAUAUUCAAGACAAAAAUUUAGUAAGCUUGAUAGAAUUCAAAGACUUUGAAUAGAAUAAUUCAUUUCAGGUUUUUUUCUGACAUGGGGUGUCAAAACCAAGGCGCAUGUGGAUGCUAAACAAAUAAAAAUCUUGAAAUGAUCUAAGUUUGAACAAUAUAACCUGGACAUAGUUUUUUUUAAAGUUACAAUAUAACAGAAAAAAAAACCAUCAAGGAAUACCACUUUAUUUACAAAGAAAAUUUGCUUUCAAUGGUACCAUCAUCAAUACUGGUGAUUAGGAACACAAAACAAACAUUGAUUUUAACAUAAAAAUACAUCUUUUGUUGACAAAUCAUCUAGUAUUAGAGACUGAUGAGCCAGAGCAAUAUUAAGUCAUCUUAUCUGAGAAUUGACACUGCUUGGGGAAUAAUGUUUAUACAUGUAAUAAAAAACUUAAAAUGUAAAAAACUUUUAUGUAAUAAAAAAUUAUAAAUGUGGCCUUGCCUCUCUUGACAUGAAAACUGAUAAUUCCUUUUUAAACUUUGAUCCACUAUUAUAUCACCAUACCUCUCAAUUCAAAAGAUGAAAACAAGUAAUUAAGUAGAAAUACACAAUAAGGUGAAAAUGCUGUAAAGCCAAGUACUAAUCUGACAAUCCUUGUGCACAAAGCCAAAAGUAAAAUAUAUACAAAUUUUGAACAAAUACUUUGGGACAUCCAAAUGAUCGUAUCAAAUUUACAAGUAUUAUGCACAAUGCAUACAAUAGCAAGACACUUGCAAAGCAGAAAGU